Messenger RNA from Morone saxatilis (striped sea-bass), 546 nucleotides. Its product is annotated as ADP-ribosylation factor-like protein 6. Gene Ontology annotation, cellular component: cytoplasm; axoneme. The transcript is spliced from 7 exons. Gene Ontology annotation, biological process: protein localization to cilium; vesicle-mediated transport; intracellular protein transport. Bases 1 to 546 code for a protein of 181 amino acids. NCBI's taxonomy places the organism in Eukaryota, Metazoa, Chordata, Actinopteri, Moronidae. The record is from RefSeq and is a predicted model, not a curated record. Gene Ontology annotation, molecular function: GTPase activity; GTP binding.
AUGGGGCUGCUGGACAAACUCUCGGGCUGGCUCGGCCUGAGGAAGAAAGAAGUCAACGUUUUGUGUUUGGGACUGGACAACAGUGGCAAAACUACCAUCAUCAACCAACUCAAACCUUCUAAUCAUUCGAAUCAUUUAGGCCCAUUGUCAGAAGAGUGGAAACAUGUUAGUCAGACGCAGGCACAAGAAAUAGUCCCAACAAUUGGCUUCAACAUUGAAAAGUUCAAGAGUUCAAGCCUGUCUUUUACAGUCUUCGAUAUGUCUGGGCAGAGCAGAUAUAGAAACCUAUGGGAGCAUUACUACAAAGAAAGCCAUGCCAUCAUAUUUGUCAUUGACAGUGGUGACAAACUGAGAAUGGUUGUUGCCAAAGAGGAGCUAGAUACUCUUCUCAAUCACGAAGAUAUCCGCUGCAAAAAGAUACCAGUAUUGUUCUUUGCCAACAAGAUGGAUCUGCGGGACGCUAUGUCUUCUGUCAAGGUCUCACAAAUGUUGUGUUUGGAGAACAUCAAAGACAAACCCUGGCACAUCUGUAUGCCUGUAUGCUAA